This is a messenger RNA of Astyanax mexicanus (Mexican tetra), 1009 nucleotides long. It is a transcript of the gene pomcb, whose product is annotated as proopiomelanocortin b. Gene Ontology annotation, cellular component: extracellular region. Bases 131 to 724 code for a protein of 197 amino acids. Lineage: Eukaryota; Metazoa; Chordata; Actinopteri; Characiformes; Acestrorhamphidae. Gene Ontology annotation, biological process: neuropeptide signaling pathway. Gene Ontology annotation, molecular function: neuropeptide hormone activity. The record is from RefSeq and is a predicted model, not a curated record. The transcript has 3 exons.
GCAGAGAGAGCCAAUCACAAGCUACCGUGAUCCUGAUCAGGGAAAAAAACACUAAGCGGAGGAACAAGAGUGAAAAGCUCAUCUCAGAAAAGAACUCAGGAGGACAUUAACAGAAGUCAUAUUGAUAAAGAUGCAAGGUCUUUCCUGGCUACUGGCUGCGGCUGCCCUGUGUGCAUGCGGAUUAGAGGUGGAUGGCCAGUGCCGGGACAUCACUGACUGCGCAGAUCUUGAUUCUCAAGAGAAAAUAAUGCAGCAAACCACAGCAGAAGAGGUGGAGAAAGAAAGCCUGAGCCUGGGUGCAUUGCUGUCAUCUCUAGUUCAGGAUAACGACCUUCAGGGAAAGAGGUCAUACACAGGGCCUUUCCGCACCGAUGACAGGCGCUCCUACUCCAUGGAGCAUUUCAGGUGGGGUAAGCCAAUGGGCCGCAAACGCCGCCCUGUCAAAGUCUACACUGGUACCUCUGAUGAGGAGAUCAGUGAGGAGCAGUCAUUGGAGACUCAGCUAGCCCCACAGACCCGACGGCAGCUGGACAGUCGUGAGGACAGGGGCCCAGGACAGAAGAAAAAUGCCAACAACACCGAGAAGUAUCGCAUGAAGCACUUCCGCUGGGAUGCUCCACCUGCACCUAAGCGCUAUGGUGGCUUCAUGAAACCCUGGUCAGAGAAGUCCAGCAAGCCUUUCAUCACACUUCUCCGUAACAUCAUCGUUAAAGAUGGACAAUAAAACAGGAAGAGAAAGGGCAAAAGGGACAAAAAGAAAACAGGUCACAGUGAAUAUUGGUGUUCUAUGGAUACAUAAAACGUUAAAGCAUCCAUAUCAUUACCCAUCUGUAGCUUCUCCAUACCCAUCUGCCUAAAAUCACCAGGACUCCAUAAAAUAUCAAUAUGACAUUAAAGAGUGUAUAGAGAUGAUCAAAUCUCCAAAAGUGACCAUUGGACCACAAGUUGCUUAUCAGUCAACUUCCAUCUUACAGCACAAUAUUAACAAUAAAAAAUAUAAUUGGUAUGA